ACCAAGCGAGGGCUGGCUUGACUACCGCUUUCGAAGUGGCGGCUCACUUGACCUCAGUAGCUUGACGCAGCGUGGACCGUGCGUCUCUGCGUCGCCAGUGGAGGAGGCGUUGGCGCAUCACACCACUGCCGCUCCUCCUGCUACUGCCGCCGCCGCCGUACUGCUGCUGCUGCUGCUGCUGCUACUCUCAAGCCCGGCCGUCCUGUACAGAGACGGCGGCUCACACCUGUCAGGCUGCAGGACAAGAAACCGCGUCGCUCCAGCAGAACCGACCAGCGGCAGUAAGGUGCACGUUUUAUUAAAAAACACAACCAGCAGCCCCAGGAUGAUCAAGAACGGUCACCACCACUGCCACCAAAUGAGCGGCGCUGCGGGCAAAAACGCAGGCACGACCCCCGCCGAUGCGGCGUGCAGCCCGGAGAAGAGGAGGCGAAGGAUCCGUGUGUGGUGCGACGGCUGCUACGACAUGGUGCAUUACGGCCACUCAAACCAGCUGCGACAGGCCAAAGCAAUGGGAGAUUACCUCAUCGUUGGAGUGCACACAGACAGUGAGAUUUCAAAGCACAAGGGUCCGCCAGUCUUCACUCAGGAAGAAAGGUACAAGAUGGUGCGGGCCAUAAAGUGGGUGGACGAAGUGGUGGAAGGGGCCCCGUACGUCACGACCCUCGGGACGCUCGACAAGUACAACUGCAACUUCUGUGUGCACGGAGAUGAUAUAACAUUAACUGUGGAUGGGAAAGACACCUAUGAGGAGGUGAAGAAGUCAGGACGCUAUAGGGAGUGUAAGAGGACGCAGGGAGUUUCCACCACAGACCUGGUUGGCAGGAUGCUGCUGAUGACCAAAGCACACCACAGCAACAUUGACAGCUCAGACUACCAGCAGCACACAGACAACUUUGGAAAGAAGGGCCACAGCCCAUGGACAGGAGUGUCUCAGUUCCUGCAGACUUCUCAGAAGAUAAUUCAGUUCGCUUCAGGCCAAGAGCCUCAACCCGGAGACACCAUCAUCUACGUCGCAGGAGCCUUUGACCUCUUCCACAUCGGCCAUGUGGACUUCCUGGAAGCAGUCCAUAAGCUCGCUGAGAAGCCGUACAUCAUAGUGGGGCUGCACUUUGACCAGGAGGUGAAUCGUUAUAAAGGGAAAAACUACCCCAUCAUGAAUGUCCACGAGAGAACGCUCAGCGUCCUGGCUUGCAGAUACGUAUCAGAAGUGGUGAUUGGUGCACCCUUUGCUGUCACAAAAGAUCUGCUGGAUCAUUUCAAGGUGGAUCUCGUUUGCCAUGGUAAGACAGCAAUCUACCCUGACAGGGACGGAUCUGACCCUUACGCUGAGCCAAGAAGAAGAAGCAUACUACGAACUGUGGACAGUGGCAACAGCCUUACUACAGAUGCUAUUGUGCAAAGGAUAAUAAAAAACAGGCUGCUAUUCGAGGCAAGGAACAAGAAGAAAGAAGCCAAAGAGAUCGCUGUGAUCCAGGCCAUGAAGCGACAAGAGGAGGAAAAGACUACAGGGAACGCCCAACCUCUGCUGUAGACAUGUACCACCAGCUGUGGUUUUGACCUAACAAUAAUAAGCUACAUUAAUAUAAACUCUUCUAUAGCAAAAUCAUGUCUUCAUAAGUGUUAUAGCACCCCCUGGAUAAUAUCAGCAGUCUUUACAGUAGACAGACAUCAAACCUGCUGUGGGGUCAUUAGGUGUUUGUGUGUGGUCAGAUAAAAAUAAGCCAGAACAAGGAACAUGUACUGUACAUUUAUCUUCAAAAGUCUAAUAUAUGCCUUUGGAUAUUUUAAACUGUUUUUUUUUUUUUUUGCCUUUUAACAAGGAAAAAAAAAGGUUAUUUUUGGCGUUUCGCACUUUAAGAGUGCAGGUAGGAGGUGUGGGUCAAACAUUUAUUUAUCUAAGAAGAAAACUCCACCGGGCCAUUGCUGCUUUUUGCACAGCAAUACUCCCAACCUUAACUAAUCAACAUGUGUAUAAAUUGUAUCAAAACAUGUAAGAAUUUUAAAUUAUAUCAGAACAAUAAAGGGACACAUACCCUUGUGUUUCUUGUGCCGUUAAUAUGCUUAAACAUUUUGGACCUUGCGUGUGCCACUCCGCACUGACUGCUCAGAAAUCAUCUGAACUGUUCUGUUUUUUUUUUGUUGUUUUUUUUUUAACAGACCUGUUGUUGUUUUUUAAUCACAGAUGCACACUGUUGAGACCUGACGGUCUUGCCUUUUGGGUGCAAGUUUUUAAACCAGUACCACUGCGAUUUAUGAAACCAUAGAACUGUCUGCUUUAACUUCGGUUUUCCUUGCAUGAGUGGAGAUUAACGAUAAGCUGUUGCCUUGAAGACAAAGUAGAUUUCAUACCUCCCCCUAAAUCCUGGGGAGUCUUAACACCUGUGGAUAUCAAACGGGGUCAAAUGAUAUAUGUUUUGUAGAAGUAUAUUUCACUCCGCUCCAUUAGCUGCUGUGAAGAUGGUAGCGUGAUGUUUUAAAAGCAUAAUUUGUCUUCUUGUCAAGCUGAAAUGUAGUUAUUGUAGCCUAUGAUCUGUAUGUUAUCGAUCACUCCCAAAGGACACACUGUAUAAUAUAGAAGUCGAUUGGAUUUACGGUAUAUUAUUGCUAAUAAAAAAAGACCUUCUGAAA
Molecule: messenger RNA, 2631 nt
Organism: Fundulus heteroclitus (mummichog)
Lineage: Eukaryota; Metazoa; Chordata; Actinopteri; Cyprinodontiformes; Fundulidae
Product: ethanolamine-phosphate cytidylyltransferase
Exons: 13
Coding region: 326-1534 (402 amino acids)
Biological process (GO): phosphatidylethanolamine biosynthetic process
Cellular component (GO): cytoplasm
Molecular function (GO): ethanolamine-phosphate cytidylyltransferase activity
Source: RefSeq, a predicted model, not a curated record